AUGCCCCCAAGAAGCCAUGACGUAGCCGACAAAGCAGGUGAUUUGAAGCGUGCCUCUGUCACGGCUUCUGCUAUCGCCGAAGCCCUCUGCAAGUCCAUGGAGGUGAGAAAGGACACGCGCCUCAACGAGUGGAACCUUGGUUCGAUCGAGGGCAUGAGAAAAGAUGACGCUGCCGCACAGCAUGCAGAUGAUUGGGCGGUUUUCAGCCAGUGGUGCUCUACCAACGUAGCAGAGGAGGUCACCCGGCACACCAUCUCCGGAGGCGGCGAAAGCAUGGAACAAGUACGCCAGCGAGCGGCACUUUGCAUUGAGGAGGCGUGUUGCGAAACUACUGCCGGUCUGGUGAUCGCAGUGACUCAUGGCGGCGUCCUGGGCCAACUGCUGCGUCAUGCAGAACCGAAUUCUGUGGAGCCACGCCCCACACCUACAAAUGCCUGCAUCAGCCGCUUCCGUGUUCAGCCAGGAGGUCAGUGGGAGGUGCUGAGCUGGGCGACCUCAGAUCACCUAAGUGGAGAUGCAUCGCCGGUGGCGGCUACUCAGAUGAACCACAAGCUAGCAGGGUACUGUGACCUCGUUCGAAUAAAGGAGCCGCCGCCCAGGCUGGGCCUUACAUUCGUUUUCGGUCCAGAAAAGAGCUUUAGCGAAUACCUCACCACCAGGUACCGAGGUUCGAGCACCAUCCUAUGUGGAGGGCGCUUCGCUUUGGGACAGCUGUGGCCAAACUCCGUGUCAACCUUCGCCCUGACCUUCUUGCCGGGGUACUGGUAUUUGCGGGACCAGCUGCCAUUGGUGAUCGAUGGCCCAAUCUGGCUAGAUCCGCUUGGCUUGGUGCAACUGGUUCUGGGAAUUACCAUUUUGGUUUGUUUCCUCCUUGCGUCGACGAUUAAUCCUGGCAUCAUCCCCAGGAACGAGAGCAUGCCCCAGGAGCUGGAGCAGCACCUGGACUUGCGAGGAGUGCCCUGCCAUCGCUUUCUGAAGAUCAGCAACAUCACGCUGAAGCAGAAGUACUGCACAACCUGCAACAUCUUCAGACCCCCACGCUCCAAGCACUGCUCCUUUUGUGACAACUGCGUACUACGCUUUGAUCACCACUGCACUUGGCUUGGGAACUGCGUGGCACUCUACAACUACCGUUACUUCGUGGUCUUGAUCUACUCAUCCACAAUCUUCUUGAUGCUGUGCAUCUACGUGAACUCUGUUGUCUAUGGUAUGCAGGCGCAUCAGGAGUUUGGCCCUGACUAUGGCGUGCUGGAUGUGCUGUACGUCCUUACUGAGGACGCCUGGUUGUUGUUGUUCUUCGUGUACUGUCUCUUCUUGAUGCUAGCUGUCCUGCUGCUCUCGGUUUACCACACGGUCAUCUCCAUUCAGAACUUGACAACAAACGAGCACGUCAAAAACUACUAUAGGGAUGGACACAAUCCAUUCGACUAUGGCCCGUACAAGAACUGUCGGCAGAUAUACUGCUAUCCAGAGCUGGUAUUGCCAGAGGGCGAGGACAAGAUCGAGGCUGACUAUGUGCCCUUUGGGUCCUACUCGGACGGCCAGUCCUUCGACGAACUCUGA
Messenger RNA from Symbiodinium natans, 1563 nucleotides. The record is from the annotation of a GenBank genome assembly. Lineage: Eukaryota; Dinophyceae; Suessiales; Symbiodiniaceae.